This is a messenger RNA of Saimiri boliviensis boliviensis (Bolivian squirrel monkey), 1806 nucleotides long. NCBI's taxonomy places the organism in Eukaryota, Metazoa, Chordata, Mammalia, Primates, Cebidae. The record is from RefSeq and is a predicted model, not a curated record.
GGUGCAGCUGCCGGAUCCUUGGGCGUCCGCAUCCCUUACCGCCGCCCCGCGCUCCGCCGCUCUCCCCGGGGUUCGGGGCACUUGGGUCCCACGGUCUGGGUGAGUGGCCGCCUGGCCCGGGGAGGGGGCUCCCUCCGGAGAGGGGAGCGGGUCGCCGGGCACUGGGUUCGCGCGGACGCUUGGCUGAGCGUGGUCCCGGCAGCUGCGAGACGGCGGGUCGGCCCGUGGGCGGGGCCCCAGGGUCUGUCUGACGCCACCGCGUCCCCGCCGACCUGCGCUUGGGGAGGGCGCGAGCUGCGAGUGGCGCGCUAAGCCGGAGGUCUCUCGUCUCUUGCAGUCCUGCUUCACCUUCCCCUAACCUGACUCGGCGCCAUGGCACAGGUUCUCAGAGGCACUGUGACUGACUUCCCUGGAUUUGAUGAGCGAGCUGAUGCAGAAACUCUUCGGAAGGCCAUGAAAGGCCUGGGCACAGAUGAGGAGAGCAUCCUGACUCUGUUGACAUCCCGAAGUAAUGCUCAGCGCCAGAAAAUCUCUGAGGCUUUUAAGACUCUGUUUGGCAGGGAUCUUCUGGAUGACCUGAAAUCAGAACUGACUGGAAAAUUCGAAAAAUUAAUCGUGGCUCUGAUGAAACCCUCUCGGCUUUAUGACGCCUAUGAACUGAAGCACGCCUUGAAGGGAGCUGGAACAGAUGAAAAAGUACUGACAGAAAUUAUUGCUUCAAGGACACCUGAAGAACUAAGAGCCAUAAAACAAGUUUAUGAAGAAGAAUAUGGCUCAAGCCUGGAAGAUGAUGUGGUGGGGGACACUUCAGGGUACUACCAGAGGAUGUUGGUGGUUCUCCUUCAGGCUAACAGAGACCCUGAUGCUGGAAUUGAUGAAGCUCAAGUUGAGCAAGAUGCUCAGGCUUUAUUUCAGGCUGGAGAACUUAAAUGGGGGACAGAUGAAGAAAAGUUUAUUACCAUCUUUGGAACACGAAGUGUGUCUCAUUUGAGAAAGGUGUUUGACAAGUAUAUGACUAUAUCAGGAUUUCAAAUUGAGGAAACCAUUGACCGGGAGACUUCUGGCAAUUUGGAGCAACUACUCCUUGCUGUUGUGAAAUCUAUUCGAAGUAUACCUGCCUACCUUGCAGAGACCCUCUACUAUGCUAUGAAGGGAGCUGGGACAGAUGAUCAUACCCUCAUCAGAGUCAUGGUGUCCAGGAGUGAGAUUGAUCUGUUUAACAUCAGGAAGGAGUUUAGGAAGAAUUUUGCCACCUCUCUUUAUUCCAUGGUUAAGGGAGAUACAUCUGGGGACUAUAAGAAAGCGCUUCUGCUGCUCUGUGGAGGAGAAGAUGACUAAUGUGUCACGGGGAAGAGCUCUCUGCUGUGUGCCUGCACCGCCCCACUGCCUUCCUUUAGCACCUCUAGCUGCAUUUGUAUGCCAGUGCUUGACACAUGGCCUUAUUCACACUAGCAUGCUCUCCACCAACACAUACUCAUCUUAGAAGAAAAUAGUGGUGCUUCCUUCUGAUCUCUGGUGGAGAUCUCACUAUCUCUUCAACUGCUGUAGUAUUAAAGUGUACUUAUGUUACUAAGUUUAAUGCCUGGCCAUUUAUAUUUUUUUCUUUAAGAGGCCAGAUUGCUUUUAGCCUUUUUUAAAAACUUCAUUUAUAUUACAUUUAUAACCAUGAUACCUUAAUCAGAAUCUUAGCCUUGAAAUUGUGAACUCCUGGAAAUGUUAUUAGUCAAGUUUGCAACUAAACUAAACUGGCAAAAUUAUGGUGAUUGUAUUCAAAAGAUUAAUGAAAAAUAAACAUUUCCCCCUGAA